This is a messenger RNA of Chenopodium quinoa (quinoa), 3243 nucleotides long. Its product is annotated as protein REVEILLE 1-like. Gene Ontology annotation, molecular function: DNA binding. Bases 611 to 1939 code for a protein of 442 amino acids. NCBI's taxonomy places the organism in Eukaryota, Viridiplantae, Streptophyta, Magnoliopsida, Caryophyllales, Amaranthaceae. The record is from RefSeq and is a predicted model, not a curated record. The transcript is spliced from 6 exons.
AUAAAAAAUAAAAAAUAAAAAAAAGGAAAAAAGCACAAAAAAGUGGGAGCCGCAAAUAGUAUCCACGUGUAAGAAAUAUUAUGGCAAGUAUACUUGUCCAUCUCACGCGCGCGAGUAUAACUAAAUAAACACUCACAUCCCACCAAUUUUCUUCAUAAAGAGCAAACUUAAAAAUAUUAAAUUAAUUAUUAUUAAAAUAAAAAAUCUUAUCCGAUAAAAAAAAAAAAAAAAAACGAAGGAGUAGAAAAAAAGACAAAGGAUUGCCACGUGUUAGAGGCGAACUUUGAACGUGAGCCACAAGAAUCCACAAAGUUCUGGAGAAUUCUACCAAAAUCUACCCUUAACAAAUAUCAUAAUUCCCAUUUUAUCCUCCAAAAAAUCCUCCCACAUAAACCCCCCUUUCUUCCUCAUUUUUUUCUUCUCUUAACAAUAAACUGUCUUCUCUUCUUCUUCUUCUACUUUCUCUCUCUUACGUGGCAAUCUCUCUCAAAAAUUUAUCUGCUGUUUCUCUUGUUAAUCUCUUACUGUUAAUUUGUAUUCAAUUGAAUUUAGCUGAAUAUUUCAAGUUUCUGGAAAAAUUUAAGAUCGAAGAAGAUUGGAUUUUGAUUCGAUGCUUUCGUCUUCGUCUAAUAUGGCUGCUCAAGAGGAGACUAGUGCUGCUCAAUCUAGUUCAGGCAAUAAGAAUUCGCCAGCUGCCGGAGUGCAGUCAGCAGUGGGAGAAGGCCAAGUUCCUAAGAUUCGAAAGCCGUAUACUAUAACAAAGCAAAGGGAAAGAUGGACGGAAGAAGAGCAUAAUAGAUUUCUUGAAGCUUUAAAGCUGUAUGGCCGAGCAUGGAGAAAGAUUGAGGAGCACGUUGGAUCUAAGACGGCUGUCCAAAUCCGCAGUCAUGCCCAGAAAUUCUUUUCAAAGGUUGUUAGGGAAACAAGUAACAGCAAUGCAAGCUCGGUUGAGCCAAUUGAGAUACCACCACCCCGUCCUAAGAGAAAGCCGUCACACCCAUACCCUCGCAAACUUGUGCUUCCAUCUAGAAAAGAUAUGCCUAUGGAACAGGGAGCAAGAUCUGUGUCUCCAAACUCCUCGCUCUCUGAGCAAGAUAAUCAGUCUCCUACUUCAGUUUUGUCUGCUGUGGCCUCAGAUAUGUUAGCAUCUGCGGAUUCAGCUGCCACCAAAAGUAACAGUCCAUCCCCGGUAUCUUCAGGCAAUUUUGGCAAUGAAGUUGCAAGGUUGCGUUCAGAAGAUAACGCUUCUCAAGGGGAAGUGCAUGAGUCCAAAUCAGGAUCAGUUGCUCCAGCUUCAGUGAAAUUGGAGCUUUUCUCAGAUAAGGAGUCAUCUGACAAGGAAGAAUCAGGUUCUACAAAGGUCCUUAAAUUAUUCGGAAAAGAUGUAGUAGUCUCAGGAAACUCUGAAUCAUUUACUUGCUUGAGCAAGUCACCCUCAUCAGAUAUGGGGGAAGGAGUCGUACAGGCAUAUCAAGAAGAUUGUAAGCCUGAUAAUUGCAGAGAAGCACAGGACCAUGUGAAAUUUAAUUGUGAGCAUAGUAAUACAUACCAGGUAGAGAAACCGAUUCCUCUUCCAUGGUGGGUUUUCUUCAAAGGGAUGUCAGUACCUCCCUUUAAAGAUCCCCAAGAGAAGGAAAAUCAGCGAGAUGGAUCUUCUGCAGAUUCAGAUAGCGGUUCAGUGAAUGAAGGAGAGAAUCCAGAUAAGAAUUGGGAAAUGGAGACGGGGUCUGGCCAAUGCGGUCUACAGUCUGACAAAGAAAGCAAGUCUGUAGAGGAUUCAUGUACUCCGAAAGAACUCACUUUGAUCGAGAAGAGAUGUGUUGACAAGGGUAGAAAGGGCUUUGUUCCGUAUAAAAGAUGUCUGUCGGAGAGAGACAUGCAAUCAUCGACGAUACCUAAUGAAGAAAGAGAAAGUCAAAGAAUCCGACUUUGCUUGUAGUAAUAUAUCCUAGCGAGAUUUCCUUAUUUAGAUAGCACAUCAUUUAUAACUAUCCAGACUGAAAUAUCCAAUUCAGUAUUCACAAGGAACCAGUACAGUCAUACAAGUAGCAAUUUUGGUCGCGAUAUGAUUAUAUGUCUAUAUAUGAAGUCUGAUCGUAUAACCGUCCUCCAAGGUGAGAGGCAAUAUAUGGUGGAUGGAAGUUGAUGGCGCGGCAAAUAAAGGCUCCUCAGAAAGUGAAAUUGAGGGGGUGUUCUGCUCAGUCCUUUAUAGAAAAAAUUUCAAACUUUGCUGGAUCUUUGACCUUUGUACUGUUUCUUCUAGCUUUCAGGUUUCCCUCAGUUUCUGAUUUCUAAUUUUUUUUCUUUGGGAGAUUUGGUUUCUAGGUCUUGUAUACUAGGGUCUCAGUUCAAAAUUUUUUUUUUUUUCUCUUUCCUUCCCCUUGUUUGGGGUUUAUAAUUUGUGAAUUAUUAUGAUUAGUAUUUUGGCAAGAGUUUUUGUUCAGUGCUUGAGAAUCACAAAAAAGAGCAAUUUAGUGAGUUAUACUAGAUCCUAUACAAGGUUUGGGGAACUGCAAGUCUACAACUUCUAAUGGUGGAUAUGAGAUACGCAUAUAUGUCCAUGCGCUAGCAUAUCUCGUGUUCAAGUAGGCAGACAAGGGUCACAAGGCAGUGCUUGAAACAAGUGAAGAAAAAUUAAUUUGGAGUUGGGUCAUGUUUGUGCCAACCUUGUGUCAACUUUUAAAAAUGAUGUCCAUACACUAUCGAUGGACUAGUAACUUUGGUAAGACUUGUGGCGGAUUCAUGCUAUGUCAGAUGACUCGGAUCAUUUUCAUGUCGUACUUGAUCGACCUUCAUGGUAGUCCGGCCCAUGCCUAACGCCCUAACUCUAAUAACUACCGUCUCAUUAUACAGUGAAGAUUAGAGAUACCGCGGUGAUUAUAUGUUUGGUGUUAUAGGAUGUGCCUGAUUUAGGCAUAGUGAUUAUGUGGAUACGAAAGAGAGACAGAAAAUCAGAAACCAGUAAAGCUCUGACAAAAUGAUCUGUCUACUUGUGACCUCCAGAAGCAGCAAUCUAUGGAAUUCGACAUUGCGUCAUAUUUGUGGCUCUAGUUUGUUAAACAACGCACAACCAUGUGCUUAUGCGUCUACAUUUUGUUGGUGGGAUUUCUUGCAUUCCACUUUGUGACUAUGUGGGCCAUACUGUUCAUAUUUGGAAAGCUUGGCUGAUUAACAUUGCAUUAUUACAAAUUUAGCAUUACCAACAGGUUUAUUGCAACAUAAUCAAUUGCCUCAUUUUACAAA